Panicum virgatum (switchgrass) is the source of this 2163-nucleotide messenger RNA. RefSeq lists its product as uncharacterized. Gene Ontology annotation, molecular function: DNA binding; transposase activity. NCBI's taxonomy places the organism in Eukaryota, Viridiplantae, Streptophyta, Magnoliopsida, Poales, Poaceae. Gene Ontology annotation, biological process: DNA transposition. The transcript is spliced from 3 exons. The record is from RefSeq and is a predicted model, not a curated record. Bases 1 to 2163 code for a protein of 720 amino acids.
AUGGCCAAGAAGGUUGUGGCCGAGAGCAAGGAGGAGCCCAUAGAGGAAGCCGUCACCGCUACCUCUCCGUCGCCGUCUUCGUCUCCCAGCGGCUACGGCGGCGCCCGCAUCGACCUCGUGCCGCCGGCAACCACCACGCGUCCAGCAAGUGCCGACGCCAGCUUUGAGCUUGUGACGUUCCCCAGUCUGUGUGGUCCUCAAUCCAGCCGUCUGCCGAUAUUGGAAUUACAUAGGAUGGAUUCAUUUGAGCUGAAUGUCAAAAGGGAAACAAGCAGAUUUGGACAGAAUGGUAAAAAGUAUUAUCUUGGUGGCCUUGAUUUUAAAAUUGUUGGAUAUAGCUAUUGGACAUUUGAGCAAUUAUGCAAGGCUUUUUGUGAUGAGUAUGCUUGGGGUAGUGAUGAUGACGUAGAAAUCCAAUACUAUGACAAGGUUGAGAAUAAGUUUGUCCAAGUUAGUUCCGAUGCAGAGUUAACUCUUAUGUUUGUGAAGAAUAUGGAGGAUAGGUCAAUAAUUUUGCAGAAUGAAGUUGUUAUCAGAACAAGAGCACAAUGUAAUCCUAACCAUCCUGUCACUGCCAAUACAUCAGUGCAAUCCCAAGCUUCUUGCAAUAAAAGUCAGCCUAGCAGUACUACAAGUGAGCAUGUGAGGUCUCAAGCUUCUGGUAGUACUGUGCAGGACGUUAUAGUAGAAGAAAGCUUACCUGAUCAGUUAGUUUCUUGUGACAAUGAUGAGAGGCUUUAUGCAGAUCUAGUUGAUAGGACCAACAUAGAAGGUUGUGAUGAAUUAAUUACUCAAUUUCAAGAAACUGAUGAUGAAGAGAAGGAGGAGAACAAUGAAAUGGGUUUGGGUGAGCUUGUAGGUGAUGAAGACCUACCAGUGAUUCAUUAUGACAAAGAUAAUCCAUCUCUAGAUGAAGGCAGCACAUUCCCAUCAAUGGAUGAUUGUAGGAUUGCACUUGCUACUUAUUGUAUUCGGGGUGAAUUUGAUUUUGUGAUUGACAAGAGUGAGCCAGGUAGAUUGACAGUGCACUGUGCAUACAAUAGGUGUAGAUGGAGGAUGCAUGCCUCCCCUAUGAGGAAUAGCACAAUUAUUCAGGUUAAAGUGAACCCGUUUCCUCACACAUGUCCAAGUGCUGAGAGAAAAGCCUCAGUUAAGGUAGCUAAGAGCAGAUGGUGCGCCGAUGUAAUGCUGAAUUGGGUUAGGGAGAACCCUUGCAUUGGUACAGCUGCAUUGGUAAGGAAAAUCUAUGAGACAUAUGGUAUUCAGGUGCCUUACAUGAGGGUGUUCUAUGGUAAGGAAAUGGCUCUUGACCGAAUUAAUGGUCCGUGGAAGGAUAGUUUCAAGUUGGUGUACACAUUCAAAGCAGAGGUAGAGAAGGCAUGUCCAGCAAGUGUUGUAGAAAUAGAUAGGCACACAGUGCAAUACAAGGUGAAAGGAAAGACUAUGGAAAAGGAGUGCUUUAGUAGGGUGUUUGUUUGCUUCAAGGCAUGUUGGAAGGGAUUUCUUGACGGUUAUAGGCCGUACUUGGCAGUGGACGCAACCGCUUUGAAUGGGAGGUUUAGAGGUCAGUUAGUCGCUGCUACUGCUAUUGAUGCACAUAACUGGCUAUUUCCGGUAGCUUAUGGAGUGUUGGAGGCAGAAUCAACUGAGAGUUGGAAAUGGUUUCUCCAGAACUUGCGGCAUAUGAUAGGGUUUCCAAAUGGGUUGGACAUACACACAGAUGCUUGCAAAGGCCUGGAAAUUGCAGUUGAUCAUGUGUUCCCUGGAGUGGAGCAUAGAGAAUGUAUGCGGCACCUUGUUGCUAAUUUUGGGAAACUGUUUAAAGGAAAACUGUAUGAUGACAACCUAUGGCCAUCAUCUUUGACAUAUAGCUCAAAGAAGCAUAUGUACCACCUAAGGCAAAUGUUCACAAAGCAAGAAGUGAAGGACUUCCUAGAGAAGGAUCACCCCAAGAUUUGGGCUAGAAGCAAAUUCAAUGAAAUCUGCAAGGUUGACUAUGUCAACAAUAACCUUGCAGAGUUGUUCAAUGCAUGGAUUAGGAAAGUCAAGGGGUUAAAUUUGGUGGAUAUGUUGGAUAAGAUCAGGCAAAUGCUGAUGGCCAAGUUUUCCUUGCGUCAAAAAAUUGCAGCUGAAAAAUUUAUCUUUGAAAAUGACACUGAUUAA